AUCCUCCACUGAACGGGGAAACAGGAAGCACCAAUGAAUGCCGCGCUGGCGGUCUAUGCCGUCUUUAACCCUGUGACUAUGCAACCUCCGGCAAGUAACCGGAAACGACGCGUUUUCAAACGCCUCCGCGGUGUCGAACUUCUGCUUCCGGGUGAUAGGUGGUCGCCAUGGCGGUGCUGGCUUCUAACCCUAACAACCCAGUGGUGUUCUUCGAUGUCACGAUUGGCGGCCAGGAGGUCGGCCGCAUGAAGGUGGAGCUCUUCGCCGACGUGGUGCCCAAGACGGCGGAGAAUUUCAGGCAGUUUUGCACAGGUGAAUUCAGGAAAGAUGGUGUUCCUAUUGGCUACAAAGGCAGCACUUUUCACAGGGUUAUAAAGGACUUCAUGAUCCAAGGAGGCGAUUUUGUAAAUGGAGACGGCACUGGCGUGGCGAGUAUAUACCGAGGCCCUUUUGCAGAUGAAAACUUCAAGCUGAAGCACUCGGCUCCUGGCCUGUUGUCCAUGGCAAACAGUGGCCCAAGCACCAACGGCUGCCAGUUCUUCAUCACCUGCUCCAAAUGUGACUGGCUGGAUGGAAAACAUGUUGUCUUUGGUAAAAUAAUUGAUGGGCUGCUUGUCAUGAGGAAAAUUGAAAACGUGCCCACUGGUCCAAAUAACAAGCCCAAGCUGCCAGUGGUGAUUGCCCAGUGUGGUGAGAUGUAGAAGAGGGCAACUGUCAAGGUUAGUCUUAUUUCCAUCUUGGAUCAUCAUCACUUCCUGGUUCCUUCAUGCUUGUUUCCUGUGGUGCCUCAUCUACCCACAUUUCAAACUAAUAUUUUUUCCUCAUUGUAAAUAAAGGGAUUUGUUUUAA
This is a messenger RNA of Rhineura floridana, 849 nucleotides long. RefSeq names its product peptidylprolyl isomerase H (gene PPIH). Gene Ontology annotation, biological process: protein folding; protein peptidyl-prolyl isomerization. The record is from RefSeq and is a predicted model, not a curated record. NCBI's taxonomy places the organism in Eukaryota, Metazoa, Chordata, Lepidosauria, Squamata, Rhineuridae. Gene Ontology annotation, cellular component: intracellular membrane-bounded organelle. The coding region runs from base 168 to 701 and encodes 177 amino acids. Gene Ontology annotation, molecular function: peptidyl-prolyl cis-trans isomerase activity. The transcript is spliced from 10 exons.